CGUCUCUUGGUUUCUUCUUAGAUCACUCCUCCACUGAAGAUCCCAACAAGACAACAUGCCUCCCAAGAAGCCUGAGCCUAAGAAGGAGGCGGCCAAGCCAGCCCCAGCGCCAGCCCCUACGCCAGCCCUGGCCUCAGCCCCCGAGGCCCCCAAGGAAACUGCUUUUGACCCCAAGAGUGUAAAGAUAGACUUCAGUGCUGACCAGAUUGAAGAGUUCAAAGAGGCCUUUUCGUUGUUUGACCGGACCCCGGCUGGAGAGAUGAAGAUCACCUAUGGGCAGUGUGGGGACGUGCUGCGGGCCCUGGGCCAGAACCCCACCAACGCCGAGGUGCUGCGCGUCCUGGGCAAGCCCAAGCCCGAAGAGAUGAAUGCCAAGAUGCUGGACUUCGAGACGUUCUUGCCCAUCCUGCAGCACAUCUCCCGCAACAAGGAGCAGGGCACCUAUGAGGACUUUGUGGAGGGCCUGCGUGUCUUCGACAAGGAGAGCAAUGGCACGGUCAUGGGCGCUGAGCUUCGGCAUGUUCUUGCCACCCUGGGAGAGAAGUUGACUGAGGCUGAAGUGGAGCAACUGUUGGCUGGGCAAGAGGAUGCCAAUGGCUGCAUCAACUACGAAGCUUUCGUCAAACACAUCAUGUCCGGGUGAAGCAGAUUCCUCCAGGUGCCUGCCCUUGGCCUUGGCCGUACCAGGAUGAGUUAGUGAGAGGACCAGAGUGACUGUGCUGAGCUGAAGUCCUGGACUAUCGCGCCACAGCCCCAGGUCCUCCCAGGCCACGCCCCUCCCUGUGAAUAAACGCUCCAGCAAGGCUGGGCCAAGGUCCCUGG
Messenger RNA from Lemur catta (Ring-tailed lemur), 822 nucleotides. It is a transcript of the gene MYL4, whose product is annotated as myosin light chain 4. NCBI's taxonomy places the organism in Eukaryota, Metazoa, Chordata, Mammalia, Primates, Lemuridae. Gene Ontology annotation, cellular component: myosin II complex. Gene Ontology annotation, molecular function: calcium ion binding. The coding region runs from base 56 to 643 and encodes 195 amino acids. The transcript has 7 exons. The record is from RefSeq and is a predicted model, not a curated record.